Paramecium octaurelia is the source of this 390-nucleotide messenger RNA. Lineage: Eukaryota; Ciliophora; Oligohymenophorea; Peniculida; Parameciidae. The record is from the annotation of a GenBank genome assembly.
AUUUAUGAAAUUAGUCAGAUUUCUUAUGAAACUCAAAAAUGAGUAGGUGAUUGUGGAAUUGAAGAAUGGCACAGUUGUUUUGGGCACUAUAACUGGAGUAGAUGUAAGAAUGAAUACUCAUUUGAGCAAAGUGAAAUUGACAUUGAAAGGCAAGAAUCCUGUGGGAUUAGAUUAAUUAACAAUAAGAGGUUUAGAAAACGAUAAUUAAUUGAAUAGGAAAUAAUAUAAGAUAUUUCCACUUAUCCGAGAAUUUGUAGAUAGACAAUCUAUUGGUGGAUGAAUCAAUAUCUAAAUCUAAAAAGGUGAAAGCAGGAAUGGAAAAGAACGAUCCAAAUUUUAAGAGAAAGAAGAAGAACAAGGUCACUCGUUUACCAAGAAGAUGAAUAUGCA